AUGCUCCCGUAUCGCACAGACUAUGGAUUGCGCGGCACAUCAGACGAUGUGCAAAGGUUGCUAUCGCAACUAAUCAUGCUGAACGGGCUGUGCACAAAUUCAGAUGUGCCCGGUACAGAGAAGAUGGUGGUCACUUCGUUGGAUGAUGGGUGGCUCAAAAGCCCAAGGAACUUUUUGUCUGUGAGCGACAUUGGCGCACACAAAGGUCUCCUGCCUCCUGAGAGCGUCUUCAUGGUCAAGGGCUGGAACAGAGGAGUCUGCGGAAUCAUUUGCAUGCUGGCGGCCGUGGAGUGUGAGGAUCUGCGGAAGGCUAUGCCAGACAGUGUAACAAAGUCAUUUUCCAGCAUCUAUUGCACAAAGAUCUCGCCAGACAUUUCUGAAGCGAUCAAUUGUAAUAGAGGAGUGACAUUGACAAGCACAUCAAUCAGGAGAAGGCCUAAUGCGUUCAAUCUCGUCCAUCAAAUGCAAGCGAUGCAGCGGGGAGGGUACAGUGGUGAAACCGCAUUGCAGAACUUACAGGUGCUGAACAAUGCAGCUUCAUUUGCCGCUGCUUACCAAAUUGGUCGCACAGAGGCUGGUGCAGCGACGAACCUUCUGACGGCGGUUUCGGAGAGCACCCGGGAGCAGUUGAUGGAGCUAGUCAGGAUAUUCGGCCAACCCAAAUUUCUGCUACAGGACCUUGUGGAUACAAUGAUCAAACGCAUGCGGCUGGACUUUGAGUCUCUGAACGCCAAGAUGCGGAAGCCAUGGAAUCAAGUCACGCUUGAACAGCUUCAGCGAGUUUGCGGUGGCUAUUGCGCAGCGAUGGCCCGGUUCAAGGAGCUGGUUCCGAACAAAUACUAUGAUGAUGUGAAUUCAGAGAUCUGUGCAACGUUUAUGAAUCGUCACACCGAUGCCGAUGUGUUGAGCAUGCUGCAGAACUCAGUUCCCCCUAUUGACAUUGGGAGAAUCGAUGUGUUCAAGACCCACCUGGCAAAGUACCACCAGAAGGUAGAUGAUGACAAAGCAACCAAAGCAGCGGAGCCUCUUGGCGAAAAUCCGGCUCAUUUCGUCACCAUAUUUGUGGGUCGCUCAUAUCAAAACAUGUGCCCCAGUCUGACUUCAAAAAAUGAUUCAUGUCUUUUACGGCUAACAUAUGCUUAA
Durusdinium trenchii is the source of this 1143-nucleotide messenger RNA. NCBI's taxonomy places the organism in Eukaryota, Dinophyceae, Suessiales, Symbiodiniaceae. The record is from the annotation of a GenBank genome assembly.